AUGGAAAAUUCCACCGGCUGUUUUACCGUCGCAUCGGAAAUUCCUUGCGACAAGUUUAUUAUCGUCACCAUCAUUGCCAUUCAACAGCAUGCCACGCCCACGCAACAGUUGGUGCUGACAUUGCAGUUCACCAAGGGAGUGGUUCGAGGGGAUCAUUCUCGUUUUGGCUCUCUAACAGCAAACAUCUUUUUGGACGACUACCAAAUUUCUUGGACUAAAAAUCCUACUUCCGUAAACAGGCUAAUAACAACAUGUGCAACCCCGGAAUGUGUUCAAUGCCCGGCACUUGCUGUGGACCCACCGGAGGCCUGGGACCCUGUAUGCUGUGCGGACCCUACAAUGGCCAGUGGUUCCGGUCGAUCAACCACUGCUGCGGUCCCUGUGGACCCUACGGAUGCUGCUCGUGCUACGGGCCCUACGGCGGACAUUGUUAGCCUGCUUAGAAGGAAAGUAGGAUUUGCUCAUCCACAAUUCUGAAAAAGGAGUUACGAAGGCUCAUCGAAAAUGAUAUCCCAUUCGAAGAAGCUAGCCAGCAAAGUGGAUCCAAAAAUUUGUGUUUGACGAAAAUUGUCGGGAUAUAUCUC
Molecule: messenger RNA, 584 nt
Organism: Drosophila takahashii
Lineage: Eukaryota; Metazoa; Arthropoda; Insecta; Diptera; Drosophilidae
Product: male-specific sperm protein Mst84Da
Source: RefSeq, a predicted model, not a curated record